AUGAAAAAUUCUUUGGUGAAGGUGGAAACCUCUACUGGAUCAGUAUUCCCAGCCAGCUUUGACAGAACUUCUAGAUGUCCAGAUGAAAUUGUUAGGAGGAUCCGGGUGACUGUAUGUUUUGAGGACCCCCAUUGGACUGGAAGGUUACUAGAGACAUAUGAUACUCAGACAGACCGAUUUGUCAUUGCUCCAUGCACAUGGAAGUGGGACUAUUUGUUUCAACACCCAGACUGGAGAGAAGCCUUUCCUUUGAGGCAGCCCCGGGUAUUUGAGAGGGCAAGUGGAAGUUGGAGGAGGCGCUUGGUAAAAUAACAAGGGCAUGAAUUUCCAAAUUGAAAAAAUUCACUAUCUAUGAUAUUCGAUUUCAUUGGGCAACCAAAUUUCCUUGGUAUUAAAAAGUCAGAUACUUCUCCUCAUUUGUAAUGCUAUAUGGUAGUUUGGACCAUAAUAGCUUUCAGGGAUGGCUGGAUUGAUUAGAAUUAGAGCUCAACCGAUAAUCUGAUUUUUGUUUGAGGAAAAAAAUGCAUAUAUUAUCGGAUCAUCAUAUUUGGAUCUGUUGUCUGUUGUAGUAACCUUGGAUGGAUUUACAGUUUCCAGUGUGUCUAAUGAGUUA
Molecule: messenger RNA, 613 nt
Organism: Ilex paraguariensis (yerba mate)
Lineage: Eukaryota; Viridiplantae; Streptophyta; Magnoliopsida; Aquifoliales; Aquifoliaceae
Source: the annotation of a GenBank genome assembly